UUAUACUGCUACUUGCUGCUCGGCUGGAGACAGUACCCACUAGCACCUACUUUAUAUCAACAAAGGCAGUGUUUACUUCCUAAACACUAAAGAGUGAGAAGAACUGGAUUCAAGUGAAAAAGGACUGUACGUCAUUAACUGGAACUGCGACAAAGAUGACCUUGAUCAUUACUGUAACUGCUGAUUCCUUGCAGUGCAUUUCUAGGAUGACUCUUGUCAAGAAGUCGGCUUGAGCCGGGAGUUUCUCAUUAAUACCUCCACAGUAAACGGCUUUUGUUGAGGAGCUGAAACUUGAGAGCUGUGAGUGGUAACCGAAGCUCCAGAGAGAUGACUCUCCGUAGGCCAGCUGCCCACCUAAGGAGGACUCCAGGUUGGAGGAGAUCAGGAGAUGAGUCCUACUGGGAGAGCUUGAUGUCAGAAGGGCCCGCUGUUUCUCAUCCACCACGUGCACCGCGGCCCCAGAGCGCCAUUGAAGGUGGCCAGCUGGACAGCUGGCUAGAGCACCUGCAGGCUAUGCAGAGCAAACUUAAAGCCCCAGCUCAUAAUCAGGCUCGAGGGUUCAAUGACCGAACAACAUCCAUGCCUGUUCUGAACAAAGAGCCAACUGGACGUGCUUGGAGACACACGGGUUUUCCCUCUUUCAGCAGGGUCUCAUCUUCAUGUGAGAGUUCAAGCCUAUGUGACAGCUCGCUGGGCAGCCAGGAGUCCCUCCAGACUGGGGUUUUUUCACCUCCGGAGCGCAGAGGAAGCUGGGAGAGAGCCCAUAUCAUGCAGGCUCCAGAAAAGGAACAAGCCGAACUUAGUUAUCUUUCUCCAGUCAAAAUUGGAUGGCUGCCAAUCCAAAGAAGAGUGAUGAUGGUUGCAGAUACUUGCAACCAAAACCAAUUUUUGGACCAUGCUCCCGGCCACCUGAAACUGAAACAACCCAUCACUCCAACAUUUCAGAAGAAUCAAGCAACACCUAAGGCACAGAAUGCAGAGGUGGAGAGAAGUCACGCCAUUGCCACUGCUCUGGGUGUGAAGACGUGGCAGACACCUGAUCAAGGCGCUCCUGUUAUUAAACAGGUGCCAGAAAAGCCUAGCUUUCCUGCUAAUGAAGGGGACAGACCUGUCGGCUGGCAAGCUCUGAGGAGGGGCUGGAAUACCAACAGGGUGUCAGCUUUCCCUGGAGGCAGUAAGACCAAUGAGCUCCCCACAGGGACCAACUCAGACCCUAAUAGGAAAUCCCUUUUGAUGAAAACAGCCAGCACAGAGGCCCUCAGGCAUCCUCUGCUGAAUCGCACAACUUCUGCAACAAGCAAUAGUACGCAACCUUCAGACAUACAGACAAACUCCGCUGUGGGAAUCCUUAUCCCUCAAAACAAACCUGGCUUCUCCUCCAUCACCAUCUCCUCCAGAAAAGUGAGCAGAACAGCUAGUCUACCUGGCUCUGAUACCAGCAACCACUCUUCCCAGUCACGUGAGUCUCCUUCUCCACACAACAGCUUGGACCACCAGCUCAUGGACCCAAACUCCAGGCAUUUAACAGUGCAACGGAAAGCCACUAUAGUCAAAGUAACAGAGAAAAGGGUGAUUUCAAGUCCUGUAUCAAACACAAACACAGCACGGACACCACCGGGAAGCAAUGGUCUGGACACAGUGGUCCACAGAAGGAAGGCCACCAUCAUUAAAGUGACAGAACACAGAGAAAGCUACAGUCCAGGCAGACUGAGGGCCAAACACCCAGAGUACAGACACAGCUAUAGUGAGGGAACAUAUAUGGGCAACAACACAUGGAGUCAGGAAAAUCAUUCACAAAAUAAUGAACAACCUUCUUAUCGUCAUCUGAAUUUUAUCCCAAACUCUGCAGCACCAAAUACAUAUACUUCAGAUCCAGAGAAAAAUGGCUCACGGCACAGAUCCACACUGAAUCUUUUCCUAAACAACCCUCCUGGUGUAGCAGCACCCACAUCCUCAGAGAUUUCUCCAAAGCCUGUUGGACAGCGAUCGGGGAGGCUGCACAGACCACUGAGCUGGUAUGGCAAUGUGAUUGGACACACUGAGACAAGCAAGGAGAAUUCGACACAACCAUCUGCCAGGAAAUGGAGCGUUGGACUUCCAAAAGAGACUGAUAUCAACCCUUUGAACUCGGACAAUAGUUUCAUCAGUCCUGAAAAAGCAGUGAAAAGACCAGGUCAGCUUGUGGCAGAGACACUCAUGUCAAAGGCCGGUGAAAAAGAAAGAUUGCCUCUACCAAGAAGCACUUUGCAGGCAGAGUCCUCCAGUCUGACUCUCAUCAAGGCCCCAGGUAGGUUUCUCUGUCCCACUUUGGGAGCCUUCUUGUCAUUGAUUUCCUCUGUCUUGAUAGUGACAGAUGAGGGAGAACGUGCAAAGCAGCAUCCUAAUCACAGCCGACGCCUCAAUCGGCCUCAUGCUGAAUUUGUUCCACUGAGUCUAGAUGCUGAACAGUCAUCUGAAGCUGUUUCUCUUCAGGACGCGUUGCAGAGGUCUAGACCAGACUUCAUUAGUCGUUCCCAAGGUAGAGUGCGAGAGCUGGCGCGAAAGGCACAGGAGAGAAGGAAACUGUCAAAUUCAGUAGGCCCACAGUUGGAGAAGGCACCCAGGCAGAGGAGAGCUCUCAGCACUGGGUCUACCUCUCUGAACGGUAACCUUUUCACACACAGAGACAGAGCAUUUUCUAGGAAAGACAUGCAGCCCAGAUCCAAGCUGACACCUGCAGAUCUCAAGAGACAAAAAGAAGAAGAAAGGAGGGAGGUCAGUUUGAACAACAGAUAUCGAGCUGAGCUUUACAAAAAGAAACUGCUGGAUCAACUUCUUCAAAGGAGCAACAACUAAACAACUGACCACAUGGAUGAAGAUGUAGAGAAAGGCAUAAAAGACUGAUACAGUGAACUUUGCCCUUUGUCAGUUUAGUUUAUUAUUUUUCUAGAACCUGUCUUCUUAUGUGGAUUAAAAACAUAUAUUCUCAUACAAAGUAAAAAAAAAAAAAGACAUUUAACCUUAAUGCAAAUUUAUUGCACUUCCUGAUCAAACAAUAUGUAGUAAGCAAAAUCAGCAUAUCUCACUAUGUGACCUUAUCACAGAUAAAUCCAAUUACAUAUUUGUUCAUUCUUUUGCUCUUCUAUCCAAAUCUGGGAAGAAUGUCUUUCUGUGCUUGCUUAAAACACGUUAAACUGCUUGGAAAGCGAGCAGUGAACACACUCGGACAGGGUCCUUAUGGAUUCUAGAAACAUCUUCAAAUCAGCAGUGCCUGCCGUUUAAAUGACCUUUCUAUGCUCUGUCACGUGGUUGUCCUAGCCACCCUUGUGGUAUGCAAUUUCAAAUAAAGGUUGUUGAAGGUCGAAAGUAUGAAAUCAUGUCUGGACAGUCUGUUGUGGUUUUAAUCAAACAUCCGCCUCGCCGAUAUGGUUUCGAUUAACUUCUGUUUAUGCAGUUU
Neolamprologus brichardi is the source of this 3436-nucleotide messenger RNA. The record is from RefSeq and is a predicted model, not a curated record. Lineage: Eukaryota; Metazoa; Chordata; Actinopteri; Cichliformes; Cichlidae.